AUGUCGCCUCGACACGGCUCCCGCCUUCCAGUCCGGUCUGCUCUCAUCUCCUUCAACUUGUCUUCAUACGAACUCGUCCAAACGAUCCGAAUCGUCUUUCGAUCAGUCAUCUGCUCCUUCAAUGCCAACAUUAGCCUCCUCAUCGACAUCGCUCCGCGGUCAUUGUUUCGAACACGGUAUCAAAUGUGCAAUAUCUCAUUAUCACAGUCUCGUAGCAAGUUCAAAGAUCUUCUCCGGGCCCAAGCAAGAUCUCCAUUGUACCCUCCUCAUCCCCAACACCUUUCAUCCCCACACUCGACGUCACCUAUCACAUUUAUCUGUACGUUGCCACGAAGCAACCUCGACACACUCAUUGCUUAUCCCACACUGAGUCAAUUGCGGAGCUGCGCAAAUUGGCCCACGAUUUUGAAUGUCAAUGCAAUGCUUGCAUCCAUCCAUCCAUCCAUCCUAAUCUCCUCAAGAGGCGUUUGCACGUGGGCUUUGGUGAUCGAAACUGAAAUCGGUAAACGAGGCAGGUGCGACGCGCGCAGGGCACCGUUUGAGGGGCCGAUGUGCCUGUUCCAAAGCGAGCGACCGUUGCAGAAACAUCUUGAGCCGAGGGAUCGGCAGGCUACCUGGGUGAUAGACUUCACACGGCACCCCUCUGAGCUGACGCGCCGGACUUGGUGGACUUUGCAUUGGCAGGUUUCCCGAUCCGCUGUGCAUCUUGGUCAGCGCAUUGUACUAA
Molecule: messenger RNA, 727 nt
Organism: Ceraceosorus bombacis
Lineage: Eukaryota; Fungi; Basidiomycota; Exobasidiomycetes; Ceraceosorales; Ceraceosoraceae
Source: the annotation of a GenBank genome assembly